UAUUACAGUAAACAUAUAAUGUACCGGAACCAACAGUGUGUAAGUUCAUAUUUCCGACAGGACUCUUAUCAGGUCACAAUGCUCGGCUUCAGUGCACUGGUGUGCGCGUCUGUUGUUGUGUUGUGCAGUGCAGGUCCUUUACUGAAACACAGACAUGAAGAGAAUAACAGACCGAUCAUCGGUAUUCUGACUCAAGAGGUUAACGAUGAUUAUAUGAAAAGGUUUGGCAAGACCUACAUCCCUUCAUCUUAUGUGACCUACAUCGAAUCUGGGGGAGCUAGAGUUACACCAAUUAGGCUAAACCAGAGUUUGGCGGAACAUGAAAAAAUCUUCAGGUCAAUAAAUGGCCUUCUUCUUAUUGGGGGCGCAGCCAACCUGGAGACAUCUGACUUCGCUCACACUGCCGGAUUGUACUUUAGACUUGCCCUUCAGGCAAACGAUGUGGGUGACUACUUUCCCAUAUGGGGAACAUGUCUGGGAUUGCAGCUGCUUACUGUGUUAGUGAGUGGAGAAAACCUGCUGAGUAAAACUACUGCAGAGAAUGUCGCAUAUCCACUAAACUUCAGCUCAGAGGCCGCAACCAGUCGCAUGUUUAAGGGCUUUCCAUCAGAUCUUCGUAAAGCAUUGGCUGAGGAACCACUUACUGGAAAUUUCCACCAUUAUGGAGUGACUAAAGAGACAUUUAUGGGUAAUGAAAAAUUGAAUGGCUUCUUUUCAAUACUGUCCACAAAUGUAGCAGAAAAUGGAGCUGUGUUUGUUUCUUCCAUGGAAGGCAGGAAAUACCCUUUCUAUGGUGUUCAAUGGCACCCAGAAGUAAACUGCUUUCAGUGGAACCCUCGUUACAACUUCCCUCAUUCAAGCAAUGCAGUGCACGUGUCGUCCUUACUGGCUCGAUUCUUUGUAAAUGAGGGAAGGCAAAGUUCCCACCACUUCAGUGUGGUAGCAGAAGAGAGCAGAGCACUUAUAUACAACUACAACCCUGUGUAUGUGGGAAAUAUCUCUUCAUAUGAACAGUGUUAUUUCUUCUGAGAGACACAACAUAGGAGGAUACUGAGAAAGAAAACCAAAGAUAAACUUUCUUAAGUCUUUUUAGAUAUAAAUAUUUUAUAUUUAUAACAUUUUACAACAGGUGUUAUAAUCACUCACACACUGAGAGAAAGAAUCAAAUUCAUUGUUUUUAAAUUAUUUGAUACAUUGUAUUCUCUACAUCAUCAUUCACUGAUCAAUCAUUGUAUCCAUCUUAAUUAAUAUAAUGGAAAUUUACAAUAUACAUAUUCCAGUCCUUGAAGUGGAUUGAUGUUAGUAAAUACGCCCAGUGAUGGGGUUUGCCUGGGCUAUAACCCUGUCAGAAAUUUCCAUUAUUUACAAAGAUGUCAUUUUUUUUACCCUCACUAUCACUUUCAUUAAACAUUUAAAAAUAAAUUAUUAAUAAUAUUAAUAACAUUUAAAUGGAUGAACCUUAGUGUUCAUAUUAAAGUGUAAUUGCACGUGUAAUUAAAUACCAUACAUAUUAAGAACAUGGGU
This is a messenger RNA of Xyrauchen texanus (razorback sucker), 1524 nucleotides long. RefSeq names its product gamma-glutamyl hydrolase (gene gghl). Gene Ontology annotation, molecular function: gamma-glutamyl-peptidase activity. Gene Ontology annotation, cellular component: vacuole. Gene Ontology annotation, biological process: tetrahydrofolylpolyglutamate metabolic process. The transcript has 9 exons. Bases 19 to 1029 code for a protein of 336 amino acids. The record is from RefSeq and is a predicted model, not a curated record. Lineage: Eukaryota; Metazoa; Chordata; Actinopteri; Cypriniformes; Catostomidae.